This is a messenger RNA of Chroicocephalus ridibundus (black-headed gull), 2105 nucleotides long. RefSeq names its product mitochondrial assembly of ribosomal large subunit 1 (gene MALSU1). Gene Ontology annotation, molecular function: ribosomal large subunit binding. The coding region runs from base 29 to 664 and encodes 211 amino acids. Gene Ontology annotation, biological process: negative regulation of ribosome biogenesis; negative regulation of translation. The transcript has 4 exons. NCBI's taxonomy places the organism in Eukaryota, Metazoa, Chordata, Aves, Charadriiformes, Laridae. Gene Ontology annotation, cellular component: mitochondrion. The record is from RefSeq and is a predicted model, not a curated record.
GCCGCGGUGCCGGAGCGGGGCGGCGGGCAUGUGGCGGGUGGUGUCGGCGGGGCGCCGGCUGUUGCCGCCUCUCUGCGCCGCGGCGGGGGGCGCCCGCCGGCCGGAGCCGCCCUCCCGUCUGGCCGGGGCUCCCCGCGGGGGCUGCGCGGCGGUGCGAGGCGCGGGAGGCGGCGGAGCCGGGGCGCUGGGGGCGGUGACGGCGGCGGAGCAGCGCCAGGCGGCAGAGACUGUUCUUCCAAAGUUCAACAUUGAUUUUGUUGUGGCUCUGCUGAGGCAGGAAAAUGCUAAAGAUAUCUGUGUCAUCCAGCUCCCUCCAGAAAUUAAAUACUGUAAUUAUUUUAUAAUUGUGAGCGGAUCUUCAACACGACAUCUCCAUGCAAUGGCACAUUACAUGCUGAAAAUGUACAAGUAUUACAAAGAAGAAAAUGAUCCUCAUACUCAGAUUGAAGGGAAAGAAACAGAUGACUGGCUGUGCAUUGAUUUUGGUAGCAUAGUGACACAUUUCAUGCUGCCAGAGACACGAGAGGCUUAUGAAUUGGAGAAGCUGUGGACUCUUGGUUCCUACGAUGACCAGCUAGCACAGAUGAUUCCACAGUCGCUGCCAGAAGACUUUAUAUUUGGACUGACUCCUAACAGCAGUGAUCAUCUUGAGACAAGAACUUAAUGCAGCUGCUGAGUGGAAAGAGAAGGGAGUCUGCCUUCACAGAUCUGAGACACACAGUUUUGAUUGCUGAUGUAACAGACACUACAGUUGAUCAGUACAAAACAAUGUAUUUAUUGGAUAUGCCUAGGUAAAGCUCUGAACAAGCUACAAAAAUUAUCAGAAUCAUUAAGGUUGGAAAAGACCCUUAAGCUCCAGUCCAACCAUAAAAUGUCAAAGAAGGAAUCCUAUCGUAAGGGAGCUUCCUAGGGGGGUCAUGGUUUCAAGGGAGUUUGCAGUGAGAAGAGAGGGGCAAAGACAGCUACUUACCCUGAAACUCAUGCUCAGUCUAGUACCUUUGAAAGACCUGCUUGUAGUGGUAGUGCAAAAAAAGACCGGAGUGCUGCAAUGAAAAAACUGUAUGUGAAAUAGUACAGUUUUGAUGAGGCUUCUUAUAUUAACCCAUUUGCUUCUGGUCCCGAUUGAAGCAAGUCAUGCUCUGAGUUGAAGGAGGAGAGAAAACUGACUGGUGUUGCUGAGCACAUAAAAGCCAAGAGCAGCAGUGACAAAUAAAUGUGUCUUGAGUUAACAGAACAGUAAGUCAGUUUUUCAGUCAAGGCCAAUCUGUUUUUAAUAAUUAAAAAAAAAAAAAAAAAAAACUGAAGAGCUUCAAUUCCUUGUCUUCAUGUUAAAACAUUCAGCUUAUUCUAAGUCUGCAGUUGGCUCCUCUCCUAGUUUUCCUCUCCCUAGUUUCUGGAAAAGGACACUGAGGCAACAUGCUAUGGCAGUGGAAACCUUCAGCGCCUUUGAAGUGGGCAAGAGUGGUUCUCAAGGAAGCCCUCAGUCACUGAGCGUUACUUGCUGCUAAUGGACUGGUCAGCACGGUGAGAAGUCGCCGCGCAGGGUGUUCUGCUGCACGGUCUAAUAACCAGUUAGAAGAGCUUCAAGAUGGUACGAAAACAUGGCUGUGUAAAGCAAGAUGCUUUUCUCUCCUACAGGACAGGACUUUCAUCACUAGAUUAGGAUCUCUUCCUUCUGGAGAAGCUUGCUCUGCCGUGCAUCGGGAUCCUGAGGAUAGUCACCUUUUCCCCCAUAGCUCCACAAACUACUUCAAGCCCUCGCUGCAUCUCUUCCCUGCACAGCAGCUGCUGCUUGUAAUGCUCAAAGAAAGUGACCUUCUUUUUUCUGCCUGUGGUUGUUGUGUUUAGGGAGAAGGGGUGUGUGUGUUUGUUUGUUUAAAAGAAUAAAUCAAACCAAAACAAAUGAAAAAAAACCUCCCUCAUUUCAGCCCGGUCAUGUUUUCCUGCUGUGUGUAGCCUCUCUUCUUUCAGGAAUAACUGUCCCUGAGUUCACCUGCUCUUUGAUACCAGGCAGCAUAGUUCUGCAAAUUAAGUAAGGAGAGUUAAUUAAAUGUGGUUAAACUAUGCAGAUAAAGCAUCUUUGCCCAAAAAAUAAAGGUAUUGGU